AGUACUUCCCCUUGCUUUGGAAAAAUGUUUCAAAUCGUUUCACGCGCCUGAAUAAAACUUCCUGCCUUAACAGUAAAUAUUUUGAAGCAAAACGUUUUAUUAUACCUAAAUACUGAUUUGAUAUUCUUGUCAUGAUAAACGCUGAUGAAGUCGCUAAACUGUGUUACGAGCGUUUCCAACAGCUGCCCCGGAGAGGGAAGCCGGAGGCCGGCAGAGAGUGGAGCCUGUUGGCCGCUGUGCUCCGGGUCACCCGGAGCCUAAACACUGGAUCAGUUGAGAUGGAGGUCGUUUCUUUGGGAACUGGGACUAAAUGUGUCGGAAAAGCAGCCAUGAGUCCCGCCGGGGACGUGCUCAACGACAGCCAUGCAGAAGUCAUCGCCAGAAGGGGCUGCAUCAGGUAUCUGAUCCAGGAGCUGCACGGCGCCGUCAGCGGUCGCUGCAGCUCGCUGUUUCGCCCGGCGGAUCAGAGAGGGAAGUGGAGGCUUCAGCCGGGAGUUUCCUUCCUCCUCUUUACCAGUCACACUCCAUGUGGUGACGCUUCCAUUAUUCCCAUGACUGACUCCCAGUCCCAGCCCUGCCCUCCUGUUACAUCGGCGAACCGCCGUCCAGAGCAGGAUGGAGGGGGGAACCUGAAGAGGAAAGCUGAGGAACCCAGAGACGGAGGGAACAUUAAGCUACCUCGUCUCCAAGAGAAAGAGACAAAAGAAGAGGAAACGGGCUGGACUGAAUCCAGGACUUGUUCCACUAAAGCACCUGAUCCAGACGAGUCUGCUCCAGCAACAGCAGAGGAGCCUAAACCAGACGGCCCUGCAGAGCCGCAUCACCCAGCCUGUUCACGUCCACAGGUCACAGAUGUUCACAGGACGGGUGCCAAGUGUGUCCCUGGAGGCCAGGCGGACCCUCUGCACCCUGGGGCGGGCUACCACAGCACUGGGGUCCUCCGUGUAAAGCCAGGUCGGGGAGAGCCCACCCUGUCCCUGUCCUGCAGUGACAAACUGGCCCGUUGGGGGGUGCUGGGCUUCCAGGGGGCGCUGCUGUCCCACUACCUGGAGGAGGCUCUGUACUUCAGCACCAUCGUGGUGGGAAAGUGUCCAUACAGCCAGGAAGUCAUGCAGAGAGCCUUGGUGACGAGGAGCUCCCACGUGUCAGAUCUUCCAGAUGGUUUCUCCAUUUGUUCACCACUGCUCCUUCAGUCCAGUCUGGAGUUCCCGUUCAGCCAGAACCAAACCGAGCUCCAACACCGGAGCGAACAGGGACGCAUCUCGCCGUGUGGAGCAGCCAUCAGCUGGUGUAAUGUACCACAUCAGCCACUAGAUGUCACUGCCAACGGCUACAAACAUGGAGUCACCAAGAAAGUCCUGGGAACACCUAAAGCCAGGUCGCUUCUCUGCAAACUGGAGCUUUUUCAUUCGUUCCUGUCACUCGUAGCGGCAACUGACCCUUCAUCUCUGCCUGACUCUCUCUGGUCAGGCGAGCUGCACACGUAUUGGGACUAUAAGCAGGCCUCCCAGCCGUACCAGCAGGCCUGGCAGCAGCUGCGUCAGCAGGCCUUCCCUCUGUGGCCGCGCAGCGACAGAAACCUCCUCCUGUUUCACUGAAAACCGACUCCGCAGCAGGAAUGUCCUCGAUGAAAAAAACGACUUUGUUGCAGUGGGGACUCUGAGGUCCCGUGCAGAAACAUCCGCUGACCGGCAGAAAACUCUGAUUUCAAGCCGAGUACAGCAGAAUGAUUGGUUUCUCAUCACACCCUGUCUGUUAGCUCAGCUGCUCUGCAGCUCGGGGCGAGCAGUGGGACGCCCCGCGCUGCCCUGCUGCUCAAAGACUGAUGUCUGCAUGUCGCUGCUUUACAGAGCACUCUGAAAACACAGCUGGGAUGUACCUGCUGGAUUAGUUCAGCUUUCUGCUUCACAGUGAUCUGUCAGGUUUUACUUCACCUGAUGGAGAUUCUUAGACUGUUGGUUUAUUGUUGCUUUUUAAAAUCUCAACCUGUUUUAUGUUGUCAAGCAGCUUCUAACGGAGCAAUAUCUUGAUUCUACAGGUCGGUUAUUAUCUGAAUGGGGAAGCUGAACCAGAAUAGUGUUGAUUAUUACCAUAUAAUAAGAUGGGGGUAUUUUUAUUUUUAGGCC
This is a messenger RNA of Cyprinodon tularosa, 2126 nucleotides long. It is a transcript of the gene adat1, whose product is annotated as adenosine deaminase tRNA specific 1. Gene Ontology annotation, biological process: RNA processing. The coding region runs from base 132 to 1598 and encodes 488 amino acids. Lineage: Eukaryota; Metazoa; Chordata; Actinopteri; Cyprinodontiformes; Cyprinodontidae. The transcript has 9 exons. Gene Ontology annotation, molecular function: adenosine deaminase activity; RNA binding. The record is from RefSeq and is a predicted model, not a curated record.